Molecule: messenger RNA, 2087 nt
Organism: Egretta garzetta (little egret)
Lineage: Eukaryota; Metazoa; Chordata; Aves; Pelecaniformes; Ardeidae
Gene: UBL7
Product: ubiquitin like 7
Exons: 10
Coding region: 395-1639 (414 amino acids)
Biological process (GO): ubiquitin-dependent protein catabolic process
Cellular component (GO): cytosol
Molecular function (GO): polyubiquitin modification-dependent protein binding
Source: RefSeq, a predicted model, not a curated record
GCACCCUCUCCCCCCCCGGGGAUGCGGAUAGAGCGGAGCUGAGGCAGCGCCGGGCCGGGGCCUCGUCUGGGGGUCGCUGGGCUGGGGGCUGCCCCGCAUCCCCCCCUCUCCUCCACCGUCUCUGUGCCGGGAAACGGGGCUUUAGCGGGGGGGUGAGGCUGGAGAGUGGCUCGGUGGUGGGUGUGUGUGUGCCUGCCAGGAGAACCGGGCCUUGCUCUUCACUUCUCUGCUUCCUCGGCUGGGUGUUGAGGCUGGCGGGGGUGUUUCUGCCUUCCCUGUAGCCUCAGGUACUGUUUAAGACCGAGGUAGGGACCUAAAAAGCACGGCUUCCUGUUGGUCAGGCCUCCUGUUAGCUUCCUGCAUUCUUCCCAGCAAAGGUUCGCCCCGUGAAUUCAUGAGGUUUUGUUGCUUGGCUGGGCCAGAGUCUUACUUUGAUUUGUUUUCUUCCCUUUCCAGAGCUUUGUGGGGCUUGGCUCUGUUCAGCGAGAAGGCUGAAAUGUCCCUGCCGGAGUGGCACAUCGCCGUGAAGCUGGCAGAUCAGCCGCUGGCUCCCAAAUCCAUCUUGCGUUUGCCGGAGACGGAGCUGGGGGAAUGCCCGCUGGGUGGGUGCAGCAUCUCGUACCUUAAGCAGCUCAUCACCGGCAAACUGCAGGAGUCUGUCCCAGACCCCGAGCUCAUUGACCUGAUCUACUGCGGCCGUAAGCUGAGGGAUGACCAGACACUUGAUUUUUAUGGCAUCCAGUCUGGUUCCACUGUUCACGUCCUGCGCAAGUCCUGGCCUGAGCCUGAUCAGAAACCAGAGCCUGUGGAUAAGGUGGCAGCGAUACGGGAGUUCCGGGUCCUUCACACUGCCCUGCACAGCAGUCCUGCCUACAGAGAUGCAGUCUUCAAAAUGCUGGGGAACAAGGAGUCGCUGGAUCAGAUCAUUGUAGCUACUCCUGGCCUUAGCAGCGACCCUGUUGCUUUGGGAGUCCUACAGGACAAGGAUCUCUUUUCAGUGUUUGCAGACCCCAACAUGCUGGACACGCUAAUCCCAGCCCACCCUGCGCUUGUGAAUGCCAUUGUCCUUGUUCUGCACUCAGUGGCGGGCAGCACCCCGCUCCCAGCCCCAGAGACAUCCUCCCGAGGCAUGUCCUCUGGCUCCUACCGGGACAUGCCAGGUGGCUUUCUGUUUGAAGGUCUCUCUGAUGAUGAAGAAGAGUUCCACCAGAGCACGAGAUCUACACCAUCCAGCAGCACUUCUGGUUCCCGCCCAGCUUCCCUUGGCUACGCUGGGGCUGCUGGACCCCGGCCAAUCACCCAGAGCGAGCUGGCGACCGCACUGGCACUGGCAAGCACCCCAGAGAGCAGCUCCCACACGCCCACUCCUGGCACCCAGGGUCACUCCUCUGGGACCUCCCCAAUGUCAUCCAGUGUUCAGUCAGGAACACCUAUCACCAACGAUCUCUUCAGCCAGGCCUUACAGCAUGCCCUGCAGGCCUCGGGGCAGCCCAGCCUGCAGAGCCAGUGGCAACCACAGCUUCAGCAGCUGCGAGACAUGGGCAUACACGAUGAUGAGCUAAGUCUCCGGGCCCUGCAAGCCACUGGAGGGGACAUUCAGGCUGCCCUGGAGCUCAUUUUUGCUGGUGGGGCUCCCUAGGUUUUUGGGCAGGAGAGGCUGGACUGGUGAGUUGCAUUGAGGUGGCUGUGACAUUCUUUGGUCUGGGACUCGGCCCCAAAACUCUUCUCUGUGCUGGGGUUCCUCUUUCCAGCAUGGAGCACUUGGGGUGGCUGCUCCUUUCCUUGCAGGUGGGCAAUGUGCUCCUGUUUGAGGGCACCGACCAUGCUGAGGGCAGCUCCUCCAGCUCCAGAUAUCUCUCUCCAGCCUCCUUCUGGCCACCAGAGACCUCAGAACGUUGUCCAGCAUGGAGAAAGAGGUGGCUCUGUGUGAUGGGAGAGAUGUGGCACCUGUGGUUCUGCAGUCUUAGAUCUGUCAACGCAUUCUCCCGCCUGUUGUUUCGUUCUUGUCUGCCUGACAUGCCUCAGUCUACCUUGUUUUGCUGUUGUGGGUCCCUCUGUGUUUGACUGUAUUAAAUAGACUGUAUUCA